AUGUCUGUAAUCCCAACCAUAGAGCAAAAACUUCAAGAGGCGACAAUAUCUGAUAACGAACAUGAGCAGCUGAGACAGAGACAACGAGUUGCAGUACAGGCUAUUAGACAAUUCCUCAAAUCAAAGACAUCUUAUGAUGUUUUACCCGUUUCUUAUAGACUGAUUGUGUUGGACACGUCGUUGCUGGUCAAGAAGUCGCUAAAUAUCUUGCUACAAAACAACAUCGUCUCAGCGCCGCUGUGGGACCCGAAGACUUCGAGGUUUGCCGGGUUGUUGAACUCCUCGGACUUCAUCAACGUUAUACAGUACUACUUCCAGAACCCGGAUAGGUUCGAAUUUGUUGAUAGAUUGACUCUGAACGGGCUGAAGGAUGUCGAGAAGGCCAUUGGUGUUGAACCCAUAGACACAGGUUCGAUCCAUCCCUUCAAGCCGUUGUACGAUGCAUGUGUUAAGAUGAUCGAGUCCCGUUCCAGAAGAAUCCCCCUAAUCGACGAGGAUGAAGAUACGCAUAGAGAGAUCGUCGUCUCGGUGCUCACCCAAUACCGUAUCUUGAAGUUUGUCUCCUUGAACUGCAAAGAGACGGAAGAUCUACAAAUGUCCUUGGAAGAGCUGGGCAUCGGCUCCAAUGGCCCAAUAUCAACGGCUACUCUGGACACACCAGUGAUUGACGUUAUCCAGCUACUGUCACACGGAUCUGUGAGUUCCAUCCCUAUUGUGGACGAAACCAACAAGUUGAUCAACGUCUACGAGGCGGUGGAUGUGUUGGGCCUCAUCAAAGGUGGAAUCUAUAACGAUUUGACGCUAAGCGUUGGCGAAGCCCUCAUGAGAAGAUCAGACGAUUUCGAAGGCGUCUACACGUGCACGGUGAAGGACAGACUCGCCACGAUACUCGAUAAUAUCAGAAGAUCAAGAGUGCAUAGACUCUUUGUUGUUGACGAUGAAGGCAGACUUGUCGGGGUUGUGAGUCUGAGCGAUAUCCUAAAGUACAUUCUAUUCGGAGAGAUGGAGUGA
This is a messenger RNA of Williopsis jadinii, 1011 nucleotides long. RefSeq names its product AMP-activated serine/threonine-protein kinase regulatory subunit SNF4 (gene SNF4). The transcript has a single exon. NCBI's taxonomy places the organism in Eukaryota, Fungi, Ascomycota, Saccharomycetes, Phaffomycetales, Wickerhamomycetaceae. The record is from RefSeq and is a predicted model, not a curated record. Bases 1 to 1011 code for a protein of 336 amino acids.